AUGACUGCGUCCAGUCUCGGCAACGGACCAGAAAAGAACUUCAGCGCCAAAGAGGAGCGCAAGCUUCGAAAGCCACUUAUAGAGAAGAGACGCAGGGAGCGCAUUAACUCAAGUCUGGAGCAACUCAAGGGGAUUAUGGUGGAUGCCUAUAAUUUGGAUCAAUCAAAACUGGAGAAGGCAGAUGUUCUUGAAAUUACUGUGCAACACAUGGAGGGCCUUCAGAGGGGUCUUGGACCAGCAGGUAGUCAAGGCCCCAACCUGGCCUUUGAAUCACGCCAGCGUUACAGUAGUGGUUAUAUCCAGUGCAUGCAUGAGGUGCAUAAUUUGCUCCUUAGUUGCCCUGGUAUGGACAAAUCACUGGGUGCCGGUCUUCUAAAUCACCUUCUGAAGGCUCUGCCCCAAAUCAGUGGAGAGAGCGGUGCCACAGGAAGUGCUGGAACUGCUGCCACCACCAACCCUCUUACUACCUCUCCAACACAGUCCCCCUCCAACAUCAGCCUUUCCUCUUUUCAGCCCUCUCUUCACCUACACACUCCCUCAUCGCCUGUAAGCCCUUCAUCCCCCAGCAGCCCCCACUGCUCGCCUAGAGUCCUCAUGGCCAGAGAAGAGGCUGGUGUCCGGCCCUCCCCACCCAGAUCACCAUCCCCUCAGCCUCUGGCCCCCUCUGCCCUUCCCCCUAACUUCCCAGGGGGUGACCUUUCUAUGUGGAGGCCAUGGUGA
Molecule: messenger RNA, 720 nt
Organism: Trichomycterus rosablanca
Lineage: Eukaryota; Metazoa; Chordata; Actinopteri; Siluriformes; Trichomycteridae
Gene: her8a
Product: hairy-related 8a
Exons: 4
Coding region: 1-720 (239 amino acids)
Biological process (GO): regulation of transcription by RNA polymerase II; anterior/posterior pattern specification; regulation of neurogenesis
Cellular component (GO): nucleus
Molecular function (GO): DNA-binding transcription factor activity, RNA polymerase II-specific; protein dimerization activity; RNA polymerase II cis-regulatory region sequence-specific DNA binding
Source: RefSeq, a predicted model, not a curated record